ACCAAUGCGCAUGCGUGGCUCUCCGGCACCGGUCCGUAUUCCAGUGUGGUGAAGAUCUCGCAGGCGCGGGAUCCUGCGCGCGUCGCAGCCAUCACGCUCCCAGGCCGCUUUCCACGGACUACGGGACUCUCUCCCCAAGGGUACCUCGAGGUCUGAAGGGCGGCACCGCCCCCUCCAGCCCAAAGGGCGAGGUACGGGAGAUAGAGCGUAACCCCGCCUUAGGACCCGGUGACUCCGCUUAUAGGGCCAUGGCCGACUUGAAGCUGCUGGUACCGGAGCUAAACGAGGCAGAGACGAUGAGCGCUGAGACGGCGCGUUUCGAGGAGCUGCUGCUGCAGGCCUCCAAGGAGCUCCAGCAAGCCCAGACAAGCAGACCAGAAUCUACACAGAUACAACCUCAACCUGGUUUCUGCAUAAAGACCAACUCAUCUGAAGGGAAGGUUUUCAUCAACAUUUGUCACUCUCCCUCCAUCCCUCCUCCCGCUGACUUGACCGAGGAUGAGCUGCUUCAAAUGCUGGAGGAGGACCAAGCCGGGUUUCGCAUCCCCAUGAGUCUGGGAGAGCCGCAUGCCGAACUGGAUGCAAAAGGCCAGGGUUGUACCGCCUACGACGUAGCUGUCAACAGCGACUUCUACCGGAGGAUGCAGAACAGCGAUUUCUUGCGGGAGCUCGUGAUCACCAUUGCCAGGGAGGGCCUUGAGGACAAAUACAGCCUGCCACUAAAUCCAGAGUGGCGUAUAUUGAAGAACAGACCUUUCCUGGGCUCUAUCUCCCAGCAGAAUAUCCGCCCCCAGCAGCGUCCUCGGAUCCAGGAGCUGGGGAACCUGUACAUGCCCGACUCCCUGAGACCUGAGAAAGGCCCUGAGAAGCCUCACCUGAACCUUUGGCUGGAGGCCCCUGACCUCCUCUUGGCCGAAAUUGACCUCCCCAAACUGGAAGGCGCUCUGGGACUGUCGCUGGAGAUCGGGGAGAAUCGCCUGGUGAUGGGGGGCCCCCAGCAGCUGUACCAUCUGGAUGCCUACAUUCCCCUGCGAAUCAACUGUGAUGAGAGCAAGGCAGCCUUCCAUCAGAAGAGAAAGCAAUUGAUGGUGGCGAUGCCCCUUCUGUCGGUGCCUUCUUGACUGGGUGUCUCCCUGUGCUUCUACAUGGAGGGAAGAGGAUGGUGGCUUCCCUAAAAUUGAAAUAAAAGAUUUUUGCCUUUGU
Balaenoptera ricei (Rice's whale) is the source of this 1203-nucleotide messenger RNA. It is a transcript of the gene PIH1D1, whose product is annotated as PIH1 domain containing 1. Gene Ontology annotation, biological process: rRNA processing; box C/D snoRNP assembly. The record is from RefSeq and is a predicted model, not a curated record. Gene Ontology annotation, cellular component: cytoplasm; R2TP complex; ribonucleoprotein complex. The coding region runs from base 249 to 1121 and encodes 290 amino acids. The transcript has 10 exons. Lineage: Eukaryota; Metazoa; Chordata; Mammalia; Artiodactyla; Balaenopteridae.